This is a messenger RNA of Phalacrocorax carbo (great cormorant), 1080 nucleotides long. The record is from RefSeq and is a predicted model, not a curated record. NCBI's taxonomy places the organism in Eukaryota, Metazoa, Chordata, Aves, Suliformes, Phalacrocoracidae.
AUGUGCUCUACAGGAUGUUGCUCUACCGGAUGCUGUUCCGUCGUGAGGAGCAAGACGGUGUGCUGCACCCAGCCGUGCCAGAAGACCGUCUGCUGCGAACCAUGCCAGAAGACCAUCUGCUGCGAACCGUGCCAGAAGAAGACCAUCUGCUGCAGCCCAUGCCAGCAGUCCUGCUGCUGCGACCCAUGCCAGAAGCCUUGCUGUGACCCAUGCUGCUGUGACCCAUGCCAGCAGUCCGUCUGCUGCGACCCAUGCCAGAAUCCCUGCUGUGACCCGUGCCAGCAGUCCUGCUGCGACCCAUGCCAGAAGCCUUGCUGUGACCCGUGCCAGCAGUCCGUCUGCUGCGACCCAUGCCAGAAUCCCUGCUGCGACCCAUGCCAGCAGUCCGUCUGCUGUGACCCAUGCCAGAAGCCCUGCUGCGACCCAUGCCAGCAGUCCGUCUGCUGCGACCCAUGCCAGAAGCCUUGCUGCGACCCAUGCCAGCAGUCCUGCUGCGACCCAUGCCAGAAGCCCUGCUGCGACCCAUGCCAGCAGUCCUGCUGCGACCCAUGCCAGAAGCCUUGCUGUGACCCAUGCCAGCAGUCCUGCUGCGACCCAUGCCAGCAGUCCUGCUGUGACCCAUGCCAGCAGCCUUGCUGUGACCCGUGCCAGCAGUCCUGCUGUGACCCAUGCCAGAAGCCUUGCUGUGACCCGUGCCAGCAGUCCUGCUGCGACCCAUGCCAGAAGCCUUGCUGUGACCCAUGCCAGCAGUCCUGCUGCGACCCAUGCCAGAAGCCUUGCUGUGACCCGUGCCAGCAGUCCUGCUGCGACCCAUGCCAGAAGCCUUGCUGUGACCCGUGCCAGCAGUCCGUCUGCUGUACCAAGGUGUGCCAGAAGCCCUGCUGCUGCUGUGGCCAGCGCCCCUGCUGCUGCUGUGGCUGCCGCCCCUGCUGCUGCUCUGGAUGUCUCUCUUGCUGCUCCUACGUAGUGAAGAAGAAGCCCGUUGUGGUGUGUUACAGCCCUGUGCAAUACUGCUCUCCCGUAAGGAGGUAUUGCAUACCCAUCCAGCAGUGCUGCACCACAGUCAAGAAGUGUUGCUGA